Molecule: messenger RNA, 375 nt
Organism: Didymodactylos carnosus
Lineage: Eukaryota; Metazoa; Rotifera; Eurotatoria; Philodinida; Philodinidae
Source: the annotation of a GenBank genome assembly
AUGAAAAAAUGGGAAAUUGAUCUUCUUGGUUAUUUAGGCGGUGCAUUAUUAGCAAUAUGUUUAUUGCCACAGUUAUAUCGUACAUAUAAAACACGUUCUGCAGGAGAUUUUAGUUAUAUAUGGAAUGUAUUAUAUAUGGCUGGGAUGAUAAUAACAAUUGUGUACUUAAUCGAAGUUAAAGCCCUUGCUGGUUGGAUUUCAUUAGUAUGUGAAUUUGCAAUGGCUUUAGCAUUAUUUAUAAUGAAAGCAUAUUUGCAGUUUCACACAAAAAAAAGUGAGAAACAAAGUAAACCUUCCAUUUCAGUUAUAUCGGAUGGCGAUAUUGAACUUGUCAAAGUUAUACCGAAUUCACCCACUAAAAAACGAAACAUUUAA